This is a messenger RNA of Lotus japonicus, 522 nucleotides long. RefSeq lists its product as uncharacterized. Lineage: Eukaryota; Viridiplantae; Streptophyta; Magnoliopsida; Fabales; Fabaceae. The record is from RefSeq and is a predicted model, not a curated record. The coding region runs from base 108 to 350 and encodes 80 amino acids. The transcript has a single exon.
UUUUACUUCUUCACAACCAUCAAUUUCAUUCAUAAAGCAUCAAAUCAACAGGCUCAUAUACAUCUUGCUCUCUUACAUUCUUCGAUCUUCAAUUUCAUCAACAGUAAAUGGCUUCGCUGAUACUUCUCUUUUCAGAACUUGUUCAGAAUCACGAGUGGAAUGCUGCAGCUCUGUUAGCAGCAUAUCCUCCCUCUUCUUAUUCAUCUUGUUGUGCUGCUGCAAGAAAACCACUGAAAGAUUAUGAGGGUGGCAUCAUGGAGCAGGAGCAGAACAGCCAGAAAACUGAAGAGGUGGUGAUGACAGAAAAUCCAAUGGAAUCGAGGGUGUCUCUGGAUUUUGUUUGGCCUUGAAUCUUUGAUUUACAGCCAAGUAGUUGCAGUACUGUAAAUUGCUAUUAGUUUUAUGCACUUUGUUGCGUGAUGAAAAUUGAUCUUGUGACAAUUUUGCUAUGUUCAUGUGCUAUUAGUGCAUCUUAAGAUCUUUUAAUUUCCAAUAUCAUAUUCAUUUUGAUUUGUUCGAUUA